UGUCAUUUUCAUGUUGUGCUUAAAUAUAUGAAGAUUGUUCUUGAUGGAGAAAUGGGAAGAAUGCACUUCUACUAGGCGACCGCUAUUUUUUGUGGAAAACAGUAAUUAUAUGGAUACGCCAACGCCGGGGGAUGAUGAGGUAGUGAUUGAUAAUCAUGGUGUAGUGUUGGGGAAUGAUGAUGAUGAUGUGGUGGUUUUAGAGCCAACGCCGGGAAAUGAUAAUGAUGGUAUUUCAGAGCCAACCUCAGGAAAUGAUGUUGAUGGGGUUUCAGAACCAACCCCGGGAAAUGAUGAUGAUGGGGUUUCAUGUCCAACACUGGGAAAUGAUGAUGGUGAUGGUGGGGUUUCAGAGCCAACGCCGGGGAUGUUUUUUAAAACUGAAAAAGAACUAAUUUACUACUACAAGCAAUAUGGGAGACAGGCUGGAUUCGGCAUAAUGACACAAAGAAGUAAAAGGGAAGAUGAUGGGAGUGUUAGAUAUGUAACACUUGGUUGUGCUCGUGGUGGUAAGGCAAGAAAACGUAUUACCAACAUUUCUAAACCCCGCCCAACAACAAAGACUGAUUGUAAGGCUAGAAUUAAUGCAGUUUGGGCCGGGAUGAGCACAACUCAGAGGAGUGAGAGCAUGAAUGCCUUCUUUGAUGGAUAUGUACAUUCAGGGACUACAUUGAAAGAAUUCGUCGAUCAAUUCGACAAUGCACUGAGGAAGAAAGUAGAAAAUGAGAUGGCAGCGGAUUUUCACUCAUUCAAUGCCACAAUACCUUGUAUAUCUCAUUUACCCUUGGAGAAAAAAUUUCAGGCAGUGUACACGAAUUUGAAAUUUAAGGAAGUGCAGUCAGAGGUAUUGGGGAUUAUCUACUCUCAUUGUGUUAUCAUAAAAACAGAAGGGGCUAUUACCACGUAUCAAGUUAAUGACAGUCGAGAGGUUGAAGACGGCAUCAAGAAGUCAACUGUGCAGGCGUACUUUAAUGAAGAAGAGUGUGAGGCAAAGUGCAUGUGUGGGUUAUUUGAGAUGAGAGGAAUUAUAUAUAGGCACAUGCUUUCAAUAUUCGCUGCAAGGGAUGUCCAAGUGUUUCCAGAGAAGUACAUUAUGGAGAGGUGGAGGAAGGACAUUAAACGUAGAUAUGUUCUCAUUCGAAGCAGUUACGAUGACUUGAGUGGUAAACCAGCCGCUACUCGAUACUCUGGAUUGAUAAAAAUAUGUUACGAAGUAGCUACAAAUGCCUGUGAAAGCGAAGAAAAUUCCCUAGAUAUGACAGAGAAGCUUACGGCAAUGAAUUCGAUUUAUAGCAAAACAAAGUCCCAACCGACUGUUGCAAGCACUCAUAUUUCCGCUGAUGCUGAAACUGGAAGUUCGAGAAAAGUCUUGAGUCCUCGUGUUGUAAGAGGCAAAGGGAGGCCCCCAUCAAAGAGGAAAUAACCUACCAUAGAGAAGUUGCAAGCCAAGAAUAAAGCUUCUGGCAAGCGACAAAGAAAAAAUGUAAGAAGAUUUAAAUAUUUUGAUUUUGAUA
Molecule: messenger RNA, 1511 nt
Organism: Carya illinoinensis
Lineage: Eukaryota; Viridiplantae; Streptophyta; Magnoliopsida; Fagales; Juglandaceae
Product: protein FAR1-RELATED SEQUENCE 5-like
Exons: 2
Coding region: 44-1420 (458 amino acids)
Molecular function (GO): zinc ion binding
Source: RefSeq, a predicted model, not a curated record